Molecule: messenger RNA, 2060 nt
Organism: Chenopodium quinoa (quinoa)
Lineage: Eukaryota; Viridiplantae; Streptophyta; Magnoliopsida; Caryophyllales; Amaranthaceae
Product: zinc finger CCCH domain-containing protein 2-like
Exons: 1
Coding region: 176-1384 (402 amino acids)
Molecular function (GO): metal ion binding
Source: RefSeq, a predicted model, not a curated record
AUUAAAUAAAUAUACUCAUUCACUCACUCACCAUUAUCUCUUUAUAAAACCACCUUUCUUCCUUUCAUCCCUCUUCAAUUCAUUCACCACUACAAGUACAUACCCUCUUCUUAACCCCUUUUUUUUUGUUGUGAUAAUAAUUGUUGUUUGUAAAAAUAUUUCUUAUAAUUUUGUGAUGGGGAGUGUUUGUGCUGAGCACCACCACCAUUACAAGUUCCACUCUUUGAUUUCGCCUAAGAAAGCCCUUCAAGACCUUAAUAUUCCUCCCAGGAAGCUCCUUUCUCGCCGAAGCGACGCUUCGUCUGCGUCGUCUUCGGAUUAUUUCUCGCCUUCGUCUGAAGCGGCUACUGCUAUGCUGCACAAGUUUCUUCCUUAUAAUAGUAAUAAUGGUGGUUCGUCUUCGUCUAAUGGAGAUGGUGGUUCCGAUGGUGGAGGAGGAGGUGGUGGGUUUGACCCGGAUGAUGACCCGUACUCGUCUGACGAGUUUCGGAUGUACGAGUUUAAGGUGAGGAAGUGUACUCGUAGUCGGUCCCAUGAUUGGACCGACUGUCCGUUCUCCCACCCUGGGGAGAAGGCUCGUCGUCGUGACCCGAGACGGUUUCAUUACUCGGGGACUGUUUGCCCCGAGUAUCGCCGCUCGGGGAGUUGCUCACAAGGCGAUGAGUGUGAUUUUGCUCAUGGUGUAUUUGAGUGUUGGUUGCACCCCGCGAGGUACCGCACCGAGGCGUGUAAGGACGGGAAGAGUUGUAAGCGUAAGGUGUGUUUCUUUGCUCACUCGCCUCGUGAGCUUCGGGUCCUUCCCGCCGAAGAGGAUGGGGACGAGAAGGAUGGUUGCACUCAGCGAGGAAAGCAAGAUCAACAACAUCAUCAUCAUCAUCAACAACAUUGUUGUAGGUAUUGUUGUGCACUUUCUCCUACUUCUACUUUGUUAGGAUUAUCCAACUUCUCCCCACCAAUGUCACCCAUGAAAGCGGUUGGGGCACGACCGCUUUCUCGGUACUCGGACCGAGUGUCUGCAUGUGGUAGUAAGGGUCUUAGUUAUGAGGAUAUGGUGAUUGCUGAGCUUUUGGGUUCAUUGGAAGGUAUAAGCCUCAAUGAGGCCAUGAGCCCCAACAAGGCUAGUCAUGUUCAAGGACAUGGUCAUGGUCGUGGUCUAUGGGUUGAUGUGGGUGGUUACGAGUCAGGGUCCGGUAUUGUCCCUGGGGACGAAUACCAACAACAACAAGAAUACCACCAACAACAACAACAACAACAAAUGCAAUUCUCUCUUUCGCCUUCAACACCAAUAAGGAACCGUUUUUUCAAUGCCAACAACGAAUCCGUUGUUGGCGGUCUCAUUGAUGAAAGUCCGGACAUCGGGUGGGUAAAUGAUCUUCUAAUGUAGAUGUUGUUUUCUCUAUAUAUAAAUAUGGAUCAAAGAUGAAUGAAGAUAAUAUCAAGUGAUAAUAAUAAUAAAAAUAAGUCUAUGUAAAUAACUUAGACGGAUUAUGGAUGUUCUUUUGGUAUUAUGAUGAUGAUGUGCCUUCUAGUAGGAAAGUUGUGUAUUGAAGAUAGACUAGAAGGGAAUUUUCUAUGUAAUAUUUUUUUGUGCUUGAUCUUUAUUUAGAUUUUAAUUAAUCCUUCGGAUUUGUAUUUUGAUUUUUCCCACGAAUUUCUAUAUUAUUAUUAUUAUUAUUAGGACUACUUUUCCAAUGUGUAUGUAACAAUAAUGGGUGGAUUUGUAACUUCAAAAUUUCAAUGCUGCUUUAUUUUGUUGGCAGGUGUAAUGUUUCUGGUGCAUUUUGCAUGGUGAUGUCUACAAAGUAGUAUGGUUCAUAUUUUGUAAUUCAUGGCUGUUAUAAUAAUUUACUGAAAUUUAUUUUGUGAUUUCUGGUAACUUUUGUUUUGUUUUUUUUUUUUUUUUUUGAAUAGUUCUAGUAACUGAUUUAUGCAAGGUAAAAAUGAUCUAUUUUACUUGUAUAUAUCAAUGGGUUUAUUCAUAGCAAUAAUUUUAGUUUUAUCACGUGAAUAGUAAAUGGGACAACAUAAACAAAAAGAAUAGUAUACGAGUUUUAUCGCAU